Nanorana parkeri is the source of this 1234-nucleotide messenger RNA. Its product is annotated as oocyte zinc finger protein XlCOF6.1-like. The coding region runs from base 1 to 1215 and encodes 404 amino acids. Gene Ontology annotation, molecular function: RNA polymerase II transcription regulatory region sequence-specific DNA binding; DNA-binding transcription factor activity, RNA polymerase II-specific. Lineage: Eukaryota; Metazoa; Chordata; Amphibia; Anura; Dicroglossidae. The record is from RefSeq and is a predicted model, not a curated record. The transcript is spliced from 2 exons. Gene Ontology annotation, biological process: regulation of transcription by RNA polymerase II. Gene Ontology annotation, cellular component: nucleus.
AUGUUGACGGUACUGUUAUGCAAAGCCGUCAGUAGGAAAACCCAGACGGGAAGGACCCUUUCUAAACAGAAUGCCACCGCUCAGAAAUCCUUAACACGACGACCAUUAAGAUGUGACCCCGAGGGAUCUUCUCAGAGUGAAUCAGAGCCGGACUCGUUUUCCUGUUCAGAGUGCGGAAAGCAAUUUUCCAGAUUGUCCGCUCUUAUCUCACACCAUGAAACUCACAAGGGCGAGGGGCCUUUCAUAUGUUCCAAUUGCGGGAAAUGUUUCACAGCCAAAACAGACGUUGUCUUGACGGGCGAGAAUCAGUUUUCGUGCUCCGCAUGUGGCGAAGGCUUGGGGCGAAAGUCCAGUCUCGGACAGAAGGCCGCGGUGGAGAAGCCGUAUUCUUGCUCGGAGUGCGGAAGGUGUUUUGCGAGCCAGGCUUCUCUCGACCGGCAUCAGCUGACUCACUCUGGGGAGAUGAAAUUCGAGUGCGUGGACUGCGGCAAACAUUUCCCAUUUCGCUCCAAGCUUUUGCAGCACCGCAGGAUGCACACCGGCGAAAGGCCCUACACGUGUUUGGAGUGCGGCCAGUGCUUUGCGUGGUCCUCCCACCUCCGCGCUCACCAGAGGAAUCACGAAGGCGUGACUUUUCCUUGUGUCGAGUGUGGAAAGUGUUUCAAAGAGAAGUCACGGCUGCUUGCUCACCAAAAAAUUCAUGCCGGCGAGGCGCCUUUUACCUGCUCGGAGUGCGGCAAAGGUUUCAUCACAAAAACCGACCUCGGCAGUCACAACAGAGUUCACACGGGGGAGAAGCCAUAUUCAUGUUCAGAGUGUGGUCAGAGAUUCGCCUGGUCCUCGCUGCUCCGUAGUCAUCAGAAAACACACUCGGAUGAGAUGCCUUUCUCCUGCACCGAGUGUGGCGAAGGGUUCCUGGACAAGUCCUCACUCGUGAGACACAGGGCAGCACACACGGGUCAGACGCCCUUCACAUGUUCUGACUGUGGCAAGGAGUUCUUGGACAAGUCUUACCUUAGCAGGCAUCGGAGGAUACACACGGGGGAAAAGCCUUUCGCGUGCUCGGAGUGCGGGAAGGAGUUCAUAGAUAGGUCAAAUUUUAUUAGACAUCAGCGGCUUCACACCGGGGAAAAACCAUUUAUGUGUAUGAAGUGUGGGAAGGCCUUCGCCCAAACCACCCAUCUGAUCAAACACCAGAAGGUCCACUCCCGUUAACUCAGAUCAUCUUCAUCAG